This is a messenger RNA of Rhipicephalus sanguineus (brown dog tick), 1021 nucleotides long. RefSeq names its product THAP domain-containing protein 1. The record is from RefSeq and is a predicted model, not a curated record. The coding region runs from base 333 to 956 and encodes 207 amino acids. The transcript has 2 exons. NCBI's taxonomy places the organism in Eukaryota, Metazoa, Arthropoda, Arachnida, Ixodida, Ixodidae.
AGCCUUUCUUAAAGGGGCCAUGACACCCAAUUUUCGACCACAAUCUGUGCAGUGUGGGUUAAUCCUUGUACGUUCAUAGACAAGCUGGCGAAAUUUUAGCGCAUUUGGUCGAGCCAUUAAUUUAUAAUUGAAUAUUUUUAUUAAGGAGCGAGCAGCCUGAGAGUCGGGCAACACUGGCGCGCUCGCUAGCCGUGACGUAACGAGCGGCGUACUGUGCGAGCGUCUGCAUUCCGGAGGACGAUUUUGUUCCCUGGUCAGCUGCCGUGCAAUCGAGUUGUUUCAGCUGUGUUCAACUUGCCAUUGGAACUGAAUGAUUUGCAGCGGUUGAAGCAAUGCCACCGCGUCGCCCAUGUAGCGCUGUGGGGUGCCAGAGCGUACGGAGUAGGGAAAGUACAGUGUCGUUCUUUAGGUUUCCCAAAGAGCCCGCCAAGCGCAAGGCUUGGGAGCUGAACGUGCGCAGAAAGGACUGGUGCACAACUGACGCUUCUGUUUUGUGCUCAGCGCACUUCACGCCAGACAGCUACAAUGAUGAUCUGCGCCUUCUCAGCGAGUUCGGUAUACCAGUGAAAAAGCCGAGGCUGCGGCCGGACGCGGUGCCGACCGUGUUCUCGCACCGUCCCAUCCUCCAAGCUAAGCGCCGCGGUGCUUUUGAAAAACGUCAGAGGAAAGAGAUCGUUGACGCCCUACUCAAACAAAGUGAUGUGCCCGAAGAGAUUGGCAUGCAGGAGGAGCAUUCACAACUCGCAGCACAAGAAGCUGAUCCAUGUGUUCCUGGCAGCACAGAUGACUGUUUAGCCUCAACUGCUUCAUGCAGCACACAAUCAUUGCUGCAGGAAGACUGUGAGAAGCACUGUAAAUAUGUUCAAGUGUAUCUGCGACCAAUGCAACGGCAUGUAAAAGCUCAAGCUACUCCAAAGGCUGUCAGUCUCGGUGAGUGUGCCAAACAACCUCAUUGAAGUUGGUUCAUAUCGAAGAGGUAGUGUACUGUGCAAGCACGAAAGAAGGGAGCAGAAAAGACAGG